Messenger RNA from Porites lobata, 13339 nucleotides. NCBI's taxonomy places the organism in Eukaryota, Metazoa, Cnidaria, Anthozoa, Scleractinia, Poritidae. The record is from the annotation of a GenBank genome assembly.
AUGGUAAUUAUCAUUAGUGUUGUUUGCGAAAACCUUCUUACCAUCUGCUGGAUAUACAAACGGCGUCUUCAAGAACACCAAGGCAAGUGCGCUGUAGCGAUAAGUCUUUUUUUGCCUGGGGAUACAAUGAAAAGAACAACUGCUCUAGUGUUCAUUAUAAUAUUGGUCUCAGGUGAUGGCAGAGAUGUUACCAAACGAGCCAUUGGCUGUAAGGAAUUGUGCAAUCCAACCAACGCCAGCAUCAACCUAACUGAAGCUUUUCAACAAUGCUGUAAUGAGGCUGAAGAAUACGUUUUGCCAAUGCAGUUUUACAACUUUUCCUGCAGGAAGCUGAUAAUUGAUUCUUACGAAAGUAACAGAUCUCAGAUAAAUGUAACUACUAUAAAAUCUGAAUGUUGCAAAAACGUUACAGAUAACGACUUUACAGCACGAAGAAAUACCAGUUCAAAAUGCCGCUUCAUAAACGUAACAUGGGGAAGAGUGAAGUUUGAAAAGAAGUACGAUCUGGUUGAAGGGGCAUGGAAAAAAGAAACUUGGUUAUUUUUCCUGAAAAUGGUUUCACAAAAGUGCUUAGAAAAUUCUACUGUCGGAAGGGGUUCCGUUAACAUUUCGUAUACAUACCCCUACUACACUAACAAUAAAAGCAAGACUGUGUUUAGUUAUAAGUCUCCGCUGGCGUAUUUGGUAGAGAAGAAGCAAUGUUUCAGCAUGUUUACAGUGGUCUAUGCCUCCUUUAGCCGAAUGUGGAUAACACUGUUCUUGUGUGUCACGUGGACGCUGAUAUCAGGAGUUAUUAUAUGGCUACUUGUAAGUAAAUAUCUUGGUUUCUUAUCUUUCAUGUUGUUGCUGUAAUUAUGUGGCGCGCAGUAAACAGAGUAAGUGCCACGUAGAACUAACUACUGUCUAAGACUGCUUACUGUUACAUGAAGUAGCUUUUGGAGUCUUCCAAGGAGUCCUUGUGUGAUUAAAAGUAGAAAGCAUGGCUUUGUUUUAUUCAAGUUGUCUCAGUCAAUUCCUCAGUUAAUAGCCGAAUAACAUGGUGUCAGAAGUUAAAAUCGUAGUUACAAGAAUUCUAAAGCAGUAGAAGAAGAAGGGGAACGUUUCAGAGAAGCCGUCGUUGCUGUUGUGGUAUUAUUUUCUUGUUCGCGAGUCGCGCACGUGGUGAGACGUCGCCAUAUUGUUUAGCGGAAAGAAACUAGAAAGCACCAGAACUGUGAGUAUUCGUUUUCUUCAACAUGCCAUUUUAUCAAAUACCACCGCCAGCGCCCAUGAACGUAAAGGAUUAUGUAUCAACAAAUUGGAAAAUGUUUAAAUAAGCUUGGUGUUAUUAUGUCACUGCCACUGAACGUAACAAGAAACCUAAAGAAGUACAGGCUGGGGCUUUAUGUAAUGUUACGGGAAUGGACUGUGUGAAAGUAAUGAAUAGCCUUACUACUCUAACUGCAUCUGACAAGAAAGAUUCAGAGAAGAUUCUUUCUGCCUUAAGCGACCAUUUUAUGCCUCAAAAACAUUUGUUGUUUGAAAGAGUAAAAUUUGGUUUUGCCAAUCAAGCUGAAAAUUAAAGCAUUGAUCAGUAUGUAGUGAGAUUGCGCCAGCUUGCUGAGUCAUGUUAAUUUGAGAAUCUUUGUGAGAGCUUAAUUCGUGACAGAUUGGUCAUUGGCACUCGAGACUCUUCCACCCGCGACCGCCUACUUCGAGAACGCCCUGUGCCGGGGUUAGCCAGGUUUAUUGAAGCUCUUCGAGCCAGCGAGUUAUCUAGGAUUCACAAAGAGCAGUUUAAAGACCCUGUUGAUUCGCCAAACACUGUUCAUGCAGCAGAAAAGCAUCAUUCAGCAAAUGAGAAAAGGAAAGGAAAUCGUGGUAGUAGCAAUGGAAACUUGAGAGGUCGUAACAAGUCCGGAAAAGAACAACCAUCUGGUCUAUGCAAGUUUUGUGGCACCGAACAUCCAUAUGAUAGAGCCAAAUGUCCUGCGUCUGGUAAAACCUGUCACAAAUGUGGUAAACAAGGCCACUUUGCCGUGAAGUGUCAUGUAAAGAGGCAGCCCCCAAGUAAACCAGACAAGAAAGUUCAUCAAACAAGUGGAGCGCAUCAGAGAUUUGCAGAGGAUAGUGAUGAAUCAGAUGAUUCUAUUUUUAUGGUAGAGCGCGUUGGAGUUGUCAGUACCAAUGAAACCAGAUCCUCCUUUAUGGUACCCUUCACCUUUCACACUGAGUACAGCCCUACGGUUACAACUCAGCUGGAUACUGGAGCAACUUGCAGUGCAAUGUCCUAUGCAGAUUUGUUGAAUAUUUUGCAACUUGGCGAAGUUCAGUUGGAUCCACCUGGAGGCAAGAUAAGGCUUUAUGACGGUAGUGUUGUCAAUCCACUUGGUUCGUACACAUUUUCAGUCAGCCAAAACAGUGGCCCUAAAAGCAAGAUAAAAUUUGACAUCUUGGAGAAUGCACCUUGGCUAAUCAUAGAUGGUAGAACAUGCGUUGACCAAGGUUGGAUAUCCCUAGGAACAGAAGCGUCUGUUCACUCAUUAAAUAGCACGCAAUAUGAACCCCUCACUAUGGAGGAACUUUUGAAGGAAUAUGAAGAUGUGUUCACCGGACUUGGUUGCCUACCCGGAGAAUAUCACAUUGAAGUAGAUCCAGGCAUUAAGCCAGUGCAGCAUGCUCCUCGACGUGUACCAGUACCACUCAAAUCAACGUUGAAAGAAAAGAUUGAUGAAAUGGAAAAGCAAGGCAUCAUUGUCAAGGAAACUCAGCCAACAGAAUGGAUCAGUAGUCUUGUAGCUGUGCAGAAGCCAGGGAAACUGAGGGUGUGCAUUGAUCCGCGUGAUUUGAAUAGAGCCAUAAAGAGGCCAAAGUAUCAGAUGCCGACAGUGGACGAGGUGCUACCAAAGCUGUCAAAAGCAAAAGUAUUUACAGUAUUAGAUGCCAAAGAUGGAUUCCAUCAAGUUAAGCUAGACAAUGAAAGUUCACUCCUUACAACAUUCUGGACCCCUUUUGGGAGAUAUCGCUACCUUCGCAUGCCACAAGGAAUCAGCAGCGCCCCAGAAGAAUAUCAACGGCGCCAGAAUGAAGCGCUCGCAGGCCUCAAUGGAGUAGAAGUAAUUGCAGAUGACAUCUUAUGUUAUGGCAGUGGAGAAUCUAUGGAAGAAGCUUUAGCAGAUCACGAUCGCAAUUUAGUGAACUUGCUAAACCACGCAGUGUUAAUCUUAAAUUUAACAAGAACAAGUUGAGGUUGAAGUUAGACCAAGUAACUUACAUGGGACAGUUGUUCACGUCAGAAGGACUAACGCCUGAUCCCAUGAAAGUCGAAGCAAUUGCAAGCAUGCCUCGACCAGAUGAUAAGAGAGCAGUCCAACGUCUUCUGGGAUGUGUUAAUUAUUUGUCCAGGUUCAUGCCACAGCUCUCAAAAGUGUCUGAACCUCUACGCAAGUUAACUGAGAAGAAUGUCAUGUUCACUUGGGACAGUUCACAGGAGAAAGCUUUCCAAGCAAUCAAAAGCAUGAUCAGCUCUGCACCCCUGUUGAAGUAUUAUGAUGUGGCCAGUGAAACCACUAUCCAAUGUGAUGCCUCAGAGUCUGGUUUGGGAGCAACCCUGCUCCAAGAAGGACAACCGGUUGCAUUUGCAUCACGGUCGUUGAGCACUGUUGAACGCCAGUAUGCUCAAAUAGAGAAGAAAUGCUUGGCGAUUGUUUUUGCUUGCAGUCGUUUUAAUCAGUACCUACACGGAAGAGAACUUACAAUUGUAGAAACAGACCAUAAGCCAUUGGUGCCCAUUUUCCAGAAGUCUAUUCAUUCAGCGCCUAAAAGGCUACAGAGAAUGCUCCUGCGUCUGCAAAGGUACAAUCUAAAUGUGACGUAUCUUCCUGGUUCCCAAAUGUACAUAGCGGACAUGCUUAGCAGAGCUUACCUCCAAGUUGAUCGCACCCAGUGUAAGAGGACACCAGAGUACCAAAUCUUCCAACUCAAGCAAGAACAGCAGCUGUUUGAAGAAAUUGCCAGCAUCAAUCAAGUUGAUUACAUGCGCUUAUCUGAGGGUACCCAUCAGCAGAUUAAGCAAUGCACUCUUGCAGACCCCACUUUGCAGACUCUAAUGAACACUGUUACUACAGGAUGGCCAGUCUCCAAAGAAUAUGUUCCACCUUGCAUUCGAGAAUAUUGGAAUUACAAAGAAGAGUUAACAGUGCAAGACGGAGUAUUGUACAAAGGAAUGAAGGUCAUUGUUCCCAUUUCCAUGAGACCUCAGAUGAUUGCCAGAGUCCAUUCCAGUCACUUAGGACCUGAUGCCUGUGUACGUCGAGCACGUGAUGUGUUAUUUUGGCCAAGUAUGGCAGGCCAAAUCAAGGAACAAGUUCAAAACUGUGAAGUUUGCAAUGACUUUCUAGCCAGACAACAGAAGGAACCGUUAAUGAUACAUAAGAUUCCAGAUACCCCAUGGUCAAAGGUUGGUCAGGAUCUCUUCACCUAUGGAAGUGAGACCUUCCUAGUGACUGUUGACUAUUACAGUGAUUACUUUGAACUAGAUUUGUUGCAAGAUGCAACUACAGAGUCUGUGAUCAAGGCAACAAAGUCACACUUUGCCCGGCAUGGUAUUGCAGACAUGAUUACAGACAAUGGUCCCCAAUAUUCAAGCGAUCAGUUCGCCGCUUUCACACGAGAAUGGGAAUUCCAGCACACUACCAGUUCGCCACUCCACAGUCAGAGCAAUGGCAAAGCAGAGUCAGCCGUUAAGAUCGCCAAAAAUCUGGUUAAGAAGGCUAAGCGAGAAAACAAAGAUCUUCAAAUGGCCCUGUUGGAAUGGCGAAACACACCUGACAUUAACAAUUUAAGUCCAACUCAAAAGCUCAUGUCAAGAAGAACUCGGACCACCAUCCCCACCGCUGAAGCGUUACUCAAACCCGAAAUUGUCGACGGUGUACAUGACAACAUUAAACGUAAGAGACAGCAGACCAAAGCAGCUUACGACAAGAGCGCAAGACCAUUGCCCGAGCUUCAAAUUGGAGAACCAGUACGUCUUCAGCCAGUAAACCCCAAAGCUCCAUGGGACAAAGGCUCGUGUGUGGCAAAAGUCGGCCCACGUUCGUACCUGAUCGAAACAGAGAACGGAAACCUAUACAGACGUAAUCGGAAGUUCAUCCGCCAAGACCCUAGUCAAGGAAAUCAGCAGCCCAUCAUCACCGAUAGCAGCUCAACCAAGCAAAGCUCACCUUUGCCAAAGCCAGCAGAUGUCCACCCUGAACCUACAGCGAAAGAAGAAAGGAAAUCGCAGCAACCUCAGACUCUCGUUACAAGAAGUGGCAGAGUCAGCGUUCGCCCAUCAAGAUUCGCAGACUACGUUUAAUAGACGAUUUACUGAAACUGAACUUUGACAUUAACUUUAGUUCUCUGUUGAGUUUUAGUUUUGCUUCCUAGGAUCAAGUCAACAUAUAGCAGAAAGGCAUUUAAGUGCAUAAUUUAGGCCAGAUAAUUUCUAAAUUCAAGUCGCUGAUUUUUAGUAAGAUCGUUUAUUACUGUAAAAGGGGAGAUGUUACAUGAAUUAGUUUUUGGAGUCUUCCCAGGAGUCCUUGUGUGAUUAAAAGUAGAAAGCAUGGCUUCGUUUUAUUCAAGUUGUCUCAGUCAAUUCCUCAGUUAAUAGCCGAAUAACACUUACUGACUGAGCUGAAAUGAAGCGGAUACUAGUUAGAAUAAAUAAUACAUUCAACUAAGUGGUACCCGCCACAGAAAACAAGACAUAAAUAGAGACUAGGACAAGUUUGUUGCGGUGUAUGUUGUGGUUCAGUUUUAUCCUUGGUUUAAAUUUUAUUUUCUUUUGUUUCAAACUCAUUAUCAUACAUUACCAUACCCAAAAACAAAGGAAAAUAAAAUUUAAACCAAGGAUAAAAUUGAACCGGAAACAUAUACACCAGACGUCACAACGGCGAUCUGUAUGUAAUACAGAUUGAAAGGGUUUCUCCCCUUUGGGAACUGCACCAUUUUCAUGUAAAUACUUCCAAAAAUUGUUUAUUGUAUUGAACACCAACAUGGCCACGUUGACACAUAGCUGCAAACCAAGAAUAAAAAGGCGCAAUGAAUUUGGGCAGGUGAAGUUGAAAUUUAGGAUAGAAAGAAAUUAACAACUAGUGACACUUACACGCUGGAAAAUUGUGUUUUAUAAGAAAAGGGCUUACCUAUCCAUUAAUCUUCUUUUCUUGAAGGCCAGUGGGGGGGGAGGAGGGAAAUAAGUGGAUGGAUGGAUGAUACACCAAAUGGUUUCUCAUAGCUAUUUUUUUGUACCCAUGGGCAAAAUGCAAUUGCUUUGGCUAAGAGUUAUGAUGCCAUUUAUUAGAAAAAGUCUGAAAGCAGCGCAUUUUGUAUCACAAUUUUUCGUACUAAUUUCUUUUUUUAAGAAUUUUGAAAUUUUUCACCAUAAUUGACGCCAAAACUGCAAUUACAUCAGAGGUACUCAUAUUUUUUUUUCGUUAUGCGCAAACUAUUGGUUUCCCGUUGAUAACGAGAGAAAUUUUCCGUCAGUGUAAACUUCUAUCUUAUUGCUUUUUAUCCUAGCUUACCUUAGCUAAAGGGAAAAUAUUUGAAAGAAAACAUAAUUGUCGUUGCUACUGUUCACUCUAUCUUAUCUUUAAUCAGGAUCAUAAAAUUAACCAGCGCCAGUUUCCCUUGUCUUUUUGGAGAGGAGUGCGUGAAGGAGCCUGGUGGGCAUUGGUUACAAUGACGACUGUUGGGUAAGUAGAAUGAGUACUGUCACGUGAUGUGAGUAGGAAAACCCUUACUCCUUUUCAACGUGAAAUUGUUUCAGCUGCGUUAAUAAGUAGGAUCACGCAGCCAUCCCUUUUGUGGUCAUGGUCUUAGGAUCAUGAUUAAAAUGUGUAAUUCUAAAACGUCUCCGUCCUUGUUGAAGGAAGAAAUCAUCGUUAAAAUAAUUAUUAAAGGAAGGCAUCUAACUCAUGAUUUAUUAGAGUACAGAUACGUGGAUGACGUCACGGAAAAUGUAAUAAAACUAAAAAUGCUUGAAUAUUUUUAUAAGGAUAAACCAGUGAGCAGAACUUCUUCGAACGUCUUGAGUUGCAGAAUUGUUUUUUUCAGUUCUUACGCGUUUCGUGUGAUUAGCGCACAUCUUUGUUUUUACCACACUUUGACGUCCUCUGUGAUCUAUUACUGAACAGACGCACGGCAACAUUGAAUCUAUUUCUUAAGUAGUAACUGAAGAGGAGUUAAUCUGUUGCUAAGACGGUAAAGCAUUUUCUGCAUGGGAUGUUACUUGUUCUGAUUAGGGAAGAUGUAAGCAGAAGGGUUCGAAAGAACAGACUGCCUGCCGACAGAGAGAAUCACAAAAGAACAGAUUUUAUAAUAAGAACUUAGAACAUGCGAAUGAGAGGAGCCUAAAACUAAGCAGGGACAAGGAAAAAAAUGCCCGCACACGUCAUAGAUUCCAUGCGAUUCCAUAAGCUUUUGGAUCAUCAUGAGCAAUUUUGGAAUACCUAGAAAUAGCUUAGAAAUAUAAUGAUUUUAAGGGAAGAGUCUGGUUAAACAUCAAACCAAGAUUUCAUUCAAUCAAAAAAUGACUCAGUUACUAAUAGUCAGCCUUGGUUCAAUAACUUUUGCAGAAAUUUCGGAUGAUUUUUCGAAUGUUUUUAAUAUAAAAAUAAACAUAGGGGGAAGGGGUAUUUAAAUUUUUGGAAACUUGGAAAAUAUUAGAUUAAGCGGACUUAUUGGUUUAUGUGUAUACCUUUUCUACCCUGACUUAUUUUCUUCCUAAAUCAACAUCAUUUCCCACAAAAAACACUCAGAUUGCCCCCUUAAUAGCAGACAAGGCUUUGACCGUGCAGUUAUAGACAACAACAAGAACAACAACAACACAGCAUCUGUCCUGCGGGUGGUGAAUUGAGUCAUGAUGAAGAAAAACAGUGUGAAACGGUAAAACUUUGAGGAGUGGGCGCGCGCAAAGCAAGGAGAGGAUUGUGGUCAACGGUGGACAGAUGGAGGAUGUGGAAGAGUUUGGUUAGCUUUGGAGCCUACGUUGUCAACGAAAUAUAUCGAAGAUCAAAUGGCAGCAAAAGAGGACAAAAAGGAGAGUGACUAAGCAAGCAGGUAUCAACAUGAGUUGUGAGGAGCGGCGACGCGCUAGGCCAGGCGCUAGGCCAGGCGCUAGGCCAGGCCAUUUACUCUGGAGUGGGGUGAGAAUGACGGCAUUGCUCAAGGCGAGUGUAGGCGUUGGGAUCGAAGAACGCGUGGAAGAGCGGGAGGUAGCAUCAAGUCACGACUUGGAGGAGGACUGUGGAGAAAGAAUGGAACAUAGCAAGAAUAUGGCCAAAGAAUAGGACGGACAGCAUGGCGGCCUUAGAAAUUAUGACACGGAGAGACACGACGAUGAUGGUGAUAUUCAGUAAGAUUCUCUUCAAGAACUCCACAUUAAUCCUUACUGGGUCAAACGGUCGCGUCUGUGUUACUGUUAACUUCUGUAAGAAAUUAAUGGCAUAAUUACCGUGACAUUAUCUGGUAAUACCCGUAGAAGAAUAUUAAAAGAAAAUGAAAAUGAAACAAAGUUAAUUUUCAUACAUUUUUUCCCGUAUAGGAGGCAGUUGCUUACGGGCUCGAGAAAGGUUAACCUGGGCAUGGCAUUGUUUGUUCUCAGUAGUGUAGAAUAAUUCUUUCCUUUUGUCUUCAGAUAUGGGGAUAAGACUCCUAAGUCUCUACUGGCUCGUAUUUAUUCCGCUGUCUGGAUGAUUGUUGGCAUGAUAAUUCUAUCAAUGUUCACUGCCGAAGUUACAUCUAGAAUGACGUCUGAAGAAUUGAUGCCUCAUCACAUGUAUUUGGGGAAAAAAGUAAUUCUUCUUCCCUUCAUUUUACUGUGGGCACAAGGAAUGAUUGAAGGUGGAAAGGCGGGUCCAAAACACAUAAACAGCUUCUUAGUACAUGUUUAAAAACAGAGCGAAUAUGACAGAUAAACAAACAAGAAAAAUAGCUGACAGAGAAUAUCGAUAACAACAGCAUUUCUUCAAUAAACCACUGGUUUACAGUUAACCUUUUUUGCUCUCAAACUGUUUCCCUGCACGAUAAUAGACCCUUUCAACGCGGUUUUCCAAAUUUUGACAUGGAGCCGUUUGUGAAAAUCUUCAAGUCUGCAGAAAAAAGAUCCUAAAAAAGCACAAUAGCCAAGUUUGAGAAUGAUUUGGAUAAAAAGGACGGAGAAAUAGCUCUGCAAACUGUCGCAAAUGUCUCCGAAGGCGUUUGUGUGAUCGGGGGUACCAAGUUAUAUACCCCCACCAUACAAACCACGGUAAAAUUUAGGCAGCCAUCUCUUACAUUAGCCGUUUACUCAUAUUAAGGCACCCUUUCCAGGGGGUCAAUAGACCGAUUGCAAAUAUGGCGACGAUUUUACCAAAGCGAGGCUUUUCGGUAGCAACCAUUGCUAGGGGCCGGUUGUCUGUGUUUACCUGUGCCAUUGCUGGAAAGACUGCAGCUUGUCAGGCGUCUUUUCCUUUAAAUUCGACAAAAAUAAGUCGAUUUUCUUCGCUGAAAAAGGUUUUUAUCUGGUAUGUACGCUUUGAAUACUGUUUUUCUAUCAUGCUAAAUUGAACGAUCAACUGACGCACAGCGAUCACAGACAGAGUCAUUUGUAGCGAUUGCGAUAACUUUGACUGCCUGAUAUUUUUCAUUCAUAUUUUAUUUAAGGUUCACAUGUAAGCUUAAAUAUUAUCAUUCUAAAAGCUGAUCUUCAAUUUUUAGAAUUGGAUUGCAUGCCAUUUUUGCUGUACAUUUAUAAAUAGUGAAACAUGCCGGAUAGUUGUUGCGUGCCUUUGUGCUGCAAGAGUGGUUAUCGUAUUGUUGGUUUUCACAUGACGUCACUAAAAUUCAACUGUCCAUCCUACCGAGAUUUUACUUUCACGAUGUUUUAGAGCAGCUGAAAACUAAUUUUCAUACAAAUUUUCGCUUCAAAAGGGUUCUUUAAUUGUUUUGUGAUAGAGUACGCUUCCAUUUCUAAUCUUUUGCAGGACGCGGCACGUACAUGACAGCCAUAAGAGCUGUCAUGUAGGUUAAAAAAAAUGAUCCCUUUCUUGAAAUUUUGCCAUCUAAACAGUUCGCGUAUUAGAAAAAGUUUUACUUUAAUGUUAAUGAGUUUCUCGAAGAAUAAAUUCACCCUCUUGUAGCAAAACUCGGUAACAGAUGUUUCUGUUGGUUUCCGUCCCCCAUGUUGGAGCUCAUCCAGGUGAGCACCAGCAUGGCGUCUCUGUACAAAUCUCUACAAGUUUGGGUAAAACUGUUCUUCCGAUAUCUCGUAUACGAAAUAUUCCUCUGACCUGAAUCUUGGCGAGGUUCUUUGUAUAUGUACCUCCUUUCAUUUCCCAGAUUCUGGACUUUAUCUAUUGAACGGUUUUGAUUUUUAUUUUGAUCUAUUUUGAAUGGUGUGACACUGAAAACCAGCAAUAGGGCUGGGUGGGAAAAAGAUCACGUAUCAUUGCCUUCCAUUGGAUGCUGUAAGACUUAAGGUACUACUUUCAAAAUACUUAACUUGUUCAUUUAACCUAUCGUUCCAGAUUUCUGAUAUUCUCGAUACGACUUACACUUCAGUAGUAGCUUGUGAAAAUUCGACGAGACGCAUUCCCAGCAUUUCGGAUAACUGAACGAACGGAAAUCUGGUCCUUGCAUUUCAAUAUAACUGAUUUUCGUGUAACCUUAACUGGUCGUCGAUAUUUAAAGGAUGAUGCUAUUUCCCCAAUCCUCAAGUUUCAUGGUCGGUAGCAUCCCCUAAGCGAAAAUCACCACGUGAGAGGUCACCAAGCCAUUCCAUUUCUAUUUUAUUUUACCCUCGAUAACUCGAACCGUGUUUUGAGCCCUUAAAAAGUCGGGAAAAAAACAGUCUACUGGCGUCUGAAACGUUGAAUUUUGAAUUCUUCCCAUUGACGUGUUGUAGGCAUAUAGUUUACUAGUGGAGGCUGAUGUUGUUUGUCACAAAUCUGACGUGAAACAGCUUUACUUCUCAAAACAGGAAAACGCAUGCUCUCUUCUAUUUAGACAACAUUUUGUUCGGUUGCGUUCUGAUUUAUAAUCUAGAAGUAUCUUUCAAUUUUCACUUAACUUUUCUACAAUUAACUGUCAUUAAAAUGUUCACUCUGCAGUAAAAACUGUUUUUCCUUACUCCCGGCUAUUUUCUUCGAGCUUCCGAUAGCUCGAACUUUUUUCGAUUUGCCUUGAAGGUUCGAGUUAUCGGGAGUCGACUGUAUAGGCAAAGUAAAAAGCAAUGACCUUUAUUUCAACACAACGAACUGACGGUACCUUCUUGAAAGUUUUUUAUUGUUUCCAGAGUGAAAAAACAAUAAGAUAACGGACUCGCAUUAGCAUAUAAACAAGCGACCAGCCCCUAGCAACGGUUGCUACCGAAAAGCCUUGCUUUGGUGAAAUCGUCACCAUAUUUGCAAUCGCUCUAGAGACAAACCUGUAUAGACCUUUGUCACGAAGCUAGCCGUGCAUAAACAAAGCUUUUAAAAUCUCCUUAGACAAAAUGUCCGUCGCGUGAGAAAGGUCUAUUGUGUUCUUCUUUAGUUGGUUAAGAGCCUCUAUUACCAUGCAGAACCCUCUGGUACUAGAGAGUUCUCUCUUGUGAUAGAGAGAAUUUAAGAGGGCUUGUACAAACACCGGUCAUCCCUCAAUUAUUUUGCCCUGUUUGGAAGCCAAAUUGGAUCUUUUUUGCCCAGAGAAUUUUAAAAUUGCUAUUCAUGGUAUGCAUGUGCUGUGUCACAGACUAAAAUUUGAAAGUUAAACGUUUUUGAGUAAAUCUAUUGCUAAACAAAUAUACUCUAAAUCAUGCUUAUAAUCGUAGUUAUAUCUCAAUAUUAGGUUGGAGUCCCUUUUCAUAGCAAGCGUUACUUUGAAGAAGAGCUCAGAGGAGCAAAGAUAAUAGGUACUGUAAUCUGGAGAUGAUUUGUGAUGACCAGGUGGUAGUAAUAUUCCUUUACACCAGUUCAUUCAGUUAGCAUAUACACCUUUAAUUCCAUCAAAUUUCCCUCGAUACUUGUCUCAAUAUAUCCAGACCUCAACAAAACGUAGUAUGCAUUAUCAUGACCCGGAAGCAUCAUUCUGUUUUUAUGUGAAUAUUCAGGAAGAUACCGUAUUCCCAAUCUACGAACCCCUGUAUGCCGUGUACCUGAGAAACCCUGAAAAAUUUUGGGUAAGAUUUUCCUUGGAUGCACUACUCUCUAGACAUUCUCGCUUCUGUUACCCUCUUUAUCUGCAAACCUUCGCACUACCUUUUCAUAGACCUUGCCUGGCCUAAUGAAGCAGAUUUUGUAGUCCAUACAGUCAUGUUGUUUAAUGUAGCAGUUCAUGCUUGACACAUGCACUUGUGUGUAAUGCUUUUCAGAGAUAAAUUUCACCGGAAGUUUGACUAGAGACUUGGAAAAAGGAACUCAUGGAAUAGAGAGAAUAGUUCUUCAUGAUUGUGAAGAAUUUGAUGAAGGCACAAACGAAAAGUUUCAGUUUGUACGGGCGUUGAGAAAUCACUACGUUGGAAUAUUCCUCAAAGGUGCUCCUCGCGGUGUGAGAUCGUGUGUUAAGGAUAUGGUGGAAGAGCAUCACCAUGUAAAUGAAUCCUUUGAAGAUGCUCCAGAAUGCGAGAAGAACUCCACAAUUGAUAUGACCGAAUACGGUUCAAGAAAAGGCUUAGACCAUCGAGACGUACCUAGCAUCAUCAUGUAUGUUUCUACUGCUCUUCUUGUGUUGAUGUUUGUGGCAGGCUGCGUUUGGGAUUUGAGGAAGACCAGGAAUCUUCCUAGAGAAAAAGAAGGUAAGAGAAAGGUGUGGUUUAAAGGAUUCAUUCAUUACUUUCAAUUUCGGUUCAACAUCACAAUUUUUCUCGUCUCAGGUAAACAACACCGAUUCGCAGAAAGCUAAUAAGCUGUUCUCGCCUCAUCCGAAUUCCGGAAUCCGGGAAGUUUUUGCCCGCUUAAUUUUGGAAUCCGAAAACAGCGAACAAUUUUCUUGUGGGAUCCGGAAUACUGGGCUUUGGAAUACGGAAUACCACUCAAGGAAUCCGAAAUCCUAUUUAAGAUUGGAAUCAAGAAUAUAUAAGUUUCACGGACAAAUAGUAGAAUCAAUCCGGAAUCCACGAAGUGCAAUCCAGAAUCCAAGACUGUCUUGGAUUUCCUUACAUGGGGUGACUGUUCGUCACGUAAGCCCCAUUCCCGCUUCCAGCCCUUAUAUGCAUUUUCUUGUUUCAGGUAACGCUGGAGACCAUGGAAGUGUAGAAAUGAAUGCGACAGAAGAAGAAAUAGAAAUCAGAGUGAUCAAAGAAGACAAAGAUGUGAGAAGAAGCUUGAAGGCCGCUUCAACAACUGAAGUUCAAAUAGAAUAA